CUCCGAAUUUUUCUCUUUAUUUUGAGCCACACAACAAAACCAAUUCAUUUUCCCCCAAUUCUUCUCAAUCUAGGUAUACAGAUUCUGUGCUCAAAUUACUCAAAUUCAAACCUUCAAGAGCGAAAAUGAAUGGCGGAGAUGAAGAAAAGGGUUUAAUAUGGAAGCUACCGAUAGUUAAAUCAAAGCAUUUAGGGAAAAUCGGACCUGGUUUCGGAAUCGGCGUUGGCUGUGGUUUUGGUAUCGGAAUAGGCCUUAUCGGAGGCACUGGUUUUGGUCCGGGACUUCCUGGAUUGCAGCUGGGUUUUGGAUUAGGUGCUGGUUGUGGAAUUGGUAUUGGUUUUGGUUAUGCAGUUGGAAGAGGUUAUGCUUAUGAUGAUAAUCGGAGAUACUCUAACGCCGGCAACGUUUUCAAUCGGCCGGCGAGUUUUCCGAUUCAUGAUGAAGUAGGUCAAUUGCUUGAUGAGAUUGUUACGAAUACUAAGAAAUUGAUCAAAACAACUACACAAGAGUUAGAUAAGUGGAGAAGAUCUUAAUUGUGUGCUGUUAUGGGUAAGUUUCUGCUCCUUUGAAAAUGGAUGUGUCAUUUGCUCUACUCAUAAAAUUAGCUUAGCUUCUUCUUCUUGUAUGGAUACAAGAAAUAUCUCGUGUUUGGUACGGAAGUAAAAAAUAUUAUAUUAUGUUAAAGUUGUUUGUGUAUA
Solanum stenotomum is the source of this 698-nucleotide messenger RNA. Its product is annotated as protein TRIGALACTOSYLDIACYLGLYCEROL 5, chloroplastic. Lineage: Eukaryota; Viridiplantae; Streptophyta; Magnoliopsida; Solanales; Solanaceae. Bases 126 to 533 code for a protein of 135 amino acids. The transcript has 2 exons. The record is from RefSeq and is a predicted model, not a curated record.